AUGGCGGAGGCCGAGGCUGUGUACCGCUACGAGUCCGGAAACAUCGCGCAUGCACCCAAGAAGGAUUACGGGCCUUUAGACUUCACUGGCAAGCUUGGUGGGGGCCUGCGACUCGAUAUCCGCAGGCGAGCGCCGCUUUAUUGCAGUGAUUGGACGGAUGCCUUCAAACCGGAGAACUUCCAGAAAUCGGUGUCGUCCAUCUUGUAUCUGUUCAUCGCAGCCCUUGCCCCUGCGAUUACGUUCGGCAGUCGGUUCCUUGACGGCACGAACGGCCAGUUCGGAGUGAUGGAAAUGAUUAUGAGCACAUGUAUCAGCGGUUUGAUCUUCUCAACAUUUUCCGGCCAACCCCUUUCGAUUUUGGGUGCCACCGGUCCGUUCUUGGCUUAUACGCUUGUCGUCUAUGACUUGGCAGUUGCCGUGGACGUGGAAUUCAUGCCGUUUUAUUUCUGGACAUGCAUGUGGUGCUCCCUCUUCACCGUCCUGGUGGCGGUCUUCGAUUUGUGCGCACUCAUGAAGCACGUGACUAUGUUCAGCGAAGACAUCUUCGCAGGAUUAAUCUCGCUGAUCUUCAUCAUCGACGGAGCCCGGCCAAUCAUCGAGAAUUUCACGGAAAGCAGGCUGACGCUGACGAACUGCAUGUUUGAAGCCCUCUUGUUCAUCUGGACAUUUGGUUUGGCAACAUACUUGUCCAGCUUCCGCCGAAGCCCCUGGACUUUCCGAUUCGUUCGCAACUUUGCGGCCAAUUUCGCAGUGACCAUCGCCUUGGUGAGUGGCUCGGCUUUGGCUGCCAUUUACUCCAACGACACAGGCCUGAGGAUGUUGCAGGUGGACGCAGACUUCUCGCCAAACUUGAGCUUGUCCGAUGGCAGCAAGCGGCCGUGGAUCAUUAAUCCCGCCGGCAUGGACCGCCCCUUCCCCGCUUGGGGCAUUGCUUAUGCGAUCCUUCCGGCGAUUGGCUUCGCAGUGUUAGGUUACCUGGAUCAGAAUCUCACCAGUGUGAUCGUGAACAGACCCUCCAACGGUCUGAAGAAGCCGGCUGCGUACCACCUGGACUUGUUUGUUCGGGGAGCGCUCACGCUGCCUGUCUGUGCUGUGCUGGGCCUGCCGCUGUCCGUGGCCUCCACGGUGCCGAGUAUCACCCACGUAAUCUCGUUGACCACUUACGAGGUGAAGCAGCUUCCGGAAGGAGAGCGCAAGGUGCCUACGAAGGUGGUGGAACAGCGUGCUACCAACUUCUUGAUUCACGUGCUCAUUGGCUCAGCACUCUUCCUGGCACCAGUGCUGAAGUUCCUGCCCCGGGCCGUGCUGCAGGGCGUGUUCUUCUACAUGGGAAUCGCGAGCCUGACCGGCAACAACCUCUUCGACCGUUUGAAGCUGUGGCUCAUCUGGGACCCGGCGAAGUACCCGCAGUACCACUACAUCCAGAAGCUGCCUAUCAGCCGAGUGCACCUGUACACCGUCGUCCAGGUCAUCUGUCUUGGCAUUCUGUAUGGGUUGAAAGCCAUCAAGGAAACGUCGGUGGUGUUCCCGUUCUUCAUGGCCUCUCUGGCCAUCAUCCGCAAGGCCAUGAGGUUCAUGUUCACCGAGGAUGAACUGAAGCAGCUGGACGGCCUUCCAGGUGAGGACGAGGAGGAGGAUGCCUCGAUUUCGAAGCCGGACAUUGUGAAUCUGGAUGCGAAGGAGGCCGCCUAG
Symbiodinium sp. CCMP2592 is the source of this 1692-nucleotide messenger RNA. NCBI's taxonomy places the organism in Eukaryota, Dinophyceae, Suessiales, Symbiodiniaceae. The record is from the annotation of a GenBank genome assembly.